GCUCCCGCUUGGACUGCGGCGCAUCCCAUCCGCGAGGAGUGCGGCCCGCAGGAGUCGCAGCGCAGGGCAUAAGAGCGCCGGUUGGCUGGCAGCAACUUCCCCCGAACAAGAAUUCGCUUAGGGCUGCGGCGGGGACUGAGGGCGGGGAGGGGGUCAGAUCAAAGGGAGCGCCGAGGGGCCACCUCUCCCGGAGGCCGGGGAACUUCCCGGGCGCUGACCCCGAGUAGUGUCGCGCGCCCCCGCCCCGCGCGUCCCCGCGGCGGCUGGGUCUCCGGCGCCCCGCGCGCCCCCGCCGCCAGGCCAGCGCCGCAGGCCCCGCGCUCCCGCCCCUGGAGGAGGCGAGGCCGGGCGCCAACAGACUCGCCGGAGCAGGUUGGGAGGCGGGGAGGCGCCGGGUGGAGCGGCCUCGGAGGGAGACGAUGCGUCGGCUCCGCGGUAGAGCGAGUCUCCUUGGCAGAGCCGGUCUCCUCAGCGUGGUGCUGCUGACUGUGCUGCUGGCGGCGGGACGGGGGCUCCCCCUAAGGAAGCCGCGGGGUCCCUGGCUCCGGCCCCAGAGACAAACCAGGCUGGCGGAGGUCUCAGCCUCCCCAGACCUCAGCCCUCUUAGGGGAGAGGAGGACAUGCCACUGCUCCCCAGAACCCUCCUUCAAGCAGGGCCACACCGGCACAGGCGCUGGGCUCUCACUGAGCCAGCCACUCUGACCCCGGAAAAGACAACCCCUCCUGGGACCCAGGAGGACACCCCCUUGCUACUGGAGCUGCAGAAGCUGCCAAGGUUGGCCAACACAGACUUGAGUUCCCCGAACCCCAAUAUCCAGGUGACCAUCGAGGUGGUGGAGGACCCCCAGGCAGAGGUGGAGAUGGACCUGUUGGCUGAGCCCAGCAGUCGCUGGCCCCAGGGUGCCCCCAGCUGGCUGCCCACCAAGGAGCUCUUCUGGCCCCUUUUCUGGGGCUACCUGGAGGGGGACGAGAUGGGAACCAGCCUCAAGGGCAGAGCCCCAGGGGCGGAGGAGGAGGAGGAGGAGGAGGAGGAGGAGGAGGAAGAAGAAGACUACCCUUCGGAGUACAGCGAGAGCGAGGACCAGGCCGGCAGUGAUGAGGAAGAUGACGACGAGGAGCCUGGGUUCAGUGGGGCCACAGGCGGCUGGGAGCAGGGCUGGCUGCUCCCUGGGGACUGGGCCACCAAGGAGUCGGACAGCUACGACUACGAGCCUCAAGAGGAAUGGAGCCCCUGGUCUCCUUGCAGUGCGAGCUGCGGCAGUGGCAGCCAGCAGAGGACUCGGCCCUGCGGCUACGCCUGCACUGCCACCGAGUCCAGUGCCUGCGACCUGCCCCCCUGUCCUGGCACCAAGGACGAGGACCCCUUGGGCUUUCCCAGUGAGGGGUGGCAGCCCCUGGCCCACAAUGCUACGGACAUGCUCCGCCCAGAUGUGGACAGCUGUGAGAAGUGGCUGAACUGCAAGAGUGACUUCCUAGCCAAGUACCUGAGCCAGGUGCUGCGGGACCUGCCCAGCUGCCCAUGUGCGUACCCACUGGAGGCCGUGUACAGGGCCGUGAGCCUGGAGGACGCGCACCAGGGCCGCAGCUUCCAGUGGAAGGAUGCCAGUGGCCCAAGAGAGCGCUUGGACGUCUACCAGCCCACGGCGCGCUUCUGCCUUCGCUCCCUGCUAUCCGGGGAGAGCAGCACGCUGGCCGCCCAGCACUGCUGCUAUGACUCGGGCAGCCGGCUACUGACCCGAGGCAAGGGCGCCGGGGCGCCCGACCUCAUCAGCACUGACUUCUCACCUGAGCUGCACUUCAAGGUGGACACACUGCCGUGGAUCCUGUGUAAGGGGGACUGGAGCCGCUACCAUGCUGUGCGGCCUCCCAACAAUGGCCGGGCCUGCGCUGACAACCCUCCCGAGGAGGAGUACCUGGCCCAGCUGCAGGAGGCCAAGGAGUACUAAUGAGAGGCCUGCUGUGCUGGAGAGUUCUCCUUGCAGCCCCCUCACCCAGCCCCUGCCCACACUGGCUGAGUGCAGACUCGUCCUGGGAGGCUGGUCUGGCCCCAUAGCCCUCUGCCCGUGAACCCGAGGCAGGUCAGCACCCCGGUGUUGAGGAGGGGUUGGAGAGUGUACAGGGCCCAGGGUGAGGGGCGGGAGCUCAGCCCCAGGGUGCCUGGGGGUGCAGUGGACAUCCGUGUCCCUGGGGGCCUUCCUCUCCUGCCUGCUGGGAGGCACUGCCCCAGCCUGGCCACUCAUUGCCCUCCCCCUCCCUCGGAGGUGGGCUCUCCUGCCCUGGCUGUGCACACAGGUGUGAGCCAGGCUCUAGGCUCUCCACACAGCCUGAUUCCCAGGACCUGUGGUGAAUGACUCUGACCCCCAGUCCUGAGGGCCACCCCGCAGCUGCCUGUUGUCAGGCUGAUGGCCAGCCCUGCGUGACCAGCCCUCCUUAGCUCUGAGUGGUUGCACAUGACCCUCUCGUCCCAGUGCUUGCUGGGAGCCGCUGGGCAGGAGGCUUAUCCUCAGCUCCAAGCUUCCUUUCGGUGGAUGCCACUUUAGUCUAAGGCUGAAGGCCAUCAGUGGACAGACAGGCUGAGGCAGCUGAGACGAGGCAGGCUCCAGACGGGUAAAGGAUCACCCCGUUCAGCUCCUGUUCUUUGUCCAGCCCACCUCUGUUCUGUCCAGGUUAUAGGAAUGUGCAGGGCUGGGAGAUGGCACUGCCCCAAAUGGGGGAGUGGCAGCUUAUCACAGCAGCCAGGCUUGGGGUGGGCUCAACACCAGCUCAGGAGGAUGUGUCAUGCUCCUGUGGUGCCCUGGUAAACCAGUUUUCCAGGAAGAGCGUAGGGGGAGCCCUGAUUUGUAGCCUUUGAGUAGUUUCUGUGAUGUAAAAUACUCCCACCGUGGCCCAUUUCAAGCUCCAUGGUGAUGUCACUGAAUGCACUGAGCUCAGCGUGGGGAAGAGAUGCACAUGAUCAGCUCUCCCAGCACACCUGUGCCUCUUCCUGCUGCCCCUCAACCCCAAACCACGCUUCCUUGCCUUCUGUGGGGUUGAAAUGCUGAAGUCCCAGCUGUCUCUGUUCACAAAAGCCUCCACAAGAUAGGGGACUUCAGCCCUGGCCCCUACACAGCUGCCCUGAAGCUCUCUGGGAUCCUCAGCAAUAAAGCACUUUAUUUUCCAG
Molecule: messenger RNA, 3160 nt
Organism: Hipposideros armiger (great roundleaf bat)
Lineage: Eukaryota; Metazoa; Chordata; Mammalia; Chiroptera; Hipposideridae
Gene: ISM2
Product: isthmin 2
Exons: 6
Coding region: 420-1946 (508 amino acids)
Source: RefSeq, a predicted model, not a curated record